GGUGGUUGCAGGGUGGGAACCCUUCCCAGUGUAGUGUAGGUUCGACCACGGGAGAGGUAGUUUGUCACCCCCGUGGUUCUUGCCCCGGGGAGAUGUGCGGACGCUAGAAGUGGGCGUUUUGUUUUUCAUCUUUGUCUUAGACAGUUUUAAAACCUCAUUUCCCCUGAACCUACCCAAGCUUCGUUUCUUCAUUGAGACCUGCUAGUCUCUGGACUUCUCUGUCUUCUACAAAACUUACCAGCCUUCUGAUCACUUUUACUUCUUUACUCAUCUCAUGCUCGACCAUGUAAAUUAAAACAUAGUUUUUCCUAAGGUUUUGCCCUCUCAAUCUUGAAUCAAUUCCAUAAAGCUAAACUAGGGAGGUUACAGUGAUUGAGUUGCCACCUAAAGCAGUCAUUUUACUUGUUCAUAGCCAAUAAUCUCUCCCUUGACCUUCAGAGUGCAGUUCAAAUUUACAUUCUGUAGUCCGUUACCCCUCCCGUCCCUUCUCCAUCACCACCAACAGAACAGAAAGGCCAGCUUCCAGGAGAACUCGGCUUUUCCCCUCAUAAACUGGAUCAUACUUUGAUCUUGAGAACAGGGCCAUGUUAUAUACAACACCUGGCCAAUGUGAAGUAUUCACAAAGUGAGUGAAUGUUGAAGGAAAUUGAUGCUUGAGAAAAUAUGUGACUUAGCUCCUACUCCAAGAUGGCAGGAUGAUCUGCAAAACCACACAUUCCUGCACACGAUGUACUGUCAGAACGCGAGUCCCAGUGUGGCACUCUCUGAGAGCUACGACGAGGACCAGCUUUUCUCCUUCGACUUUUCCCAGAACAUUCGAGUGCCUCGCCUGCCUGAAUUUGCUGACUGGGCUCAGAAGUCUGAAGAUAUUUCCACCAUUUUCUUUGACAAAGGAUUCUGCCAAGCCAUGAUCCAUGAAAUCGGCCCACGACUUGAAGGGCAAAUCCCAGUGUCUAGAGGGAUUCCUGUUGCUGAGGUGUUCACUCUGAAGCCACUGGAGUUUGGCAAGCCCAACACACUGGUCUGUUUUGUCAGUAAUCUCUUCCCGCCCGCAUUGACAGUGAACUGGCAGCAUCAUUCAGCCCCUGUGGAAGGAGUCGGGCCCACUUAUGUCUCAGCCAUUGAUGGACUCAGCUUUCAGGCCUUUUCUUACUUAAACUUCACACCGGUACCCUCUGACAUUUUCUCCUGCAUCGUGACUCAUGAAAUUGACAGCCACACAGCAAUUGCCUAUUGGGUGCCCCAGAACGCAUUGCCCUCAGAUCUUCUGGAGAAUGUGCUGUGCGGCGUGGCCUUUGGCCUGGGUGUGCUGGGCAUCAUAGUUGGCUUGGUCCUCAUUAUCUACUUCCGAAAGCCUUGCUCAGGUGACUGAGUCUUCCUGGCCAGAGUCUGAUGCCAGCAACUUUGGCCAUCCUAGCAGAGGGUGCUCAGGUUUCUCAUCUCCUGCUCAAGAUUGCUUCUUUUCAGAGCAGAAGGCCUUGGGACUCCGUGUGUGUGUGUGUGUGUGUGUGUGUGUGUGUGUGUGUGCGUGCGCGCGCGCACACAUGCAUUUAUGUGUAUACGUGUUUCUCAACUGAGGCUCUGCUGUCCCAUGGCUUAUAUCCAGGGGAACCCAGAGUGGGCUUCCUAUCAUGACCACAUCCCUUCUCACGUCAAGGUAAUAAAUCUCAUUACUUCAUA
Molecule: messenger RNA, 1680 nt
Organism: Pteropus alecto (black flying fox)
Lineage: Eukaryota; Metazoa; Chordata; Mammalia; Chiroptera; Pteropodidae
Product: HLA class II histocompatibility antigen, DM alpha chain
Exons: 6
Coding region: 650-1372 (240 amino acids)
Biological process (GO): antigen processing and presentation of exogenous peptide antigen via MHC class II; peptide antigen assembly with MHC class II protein complex; positive regulation of T cell activation
Cellular component (GO): membrane; MHC class II protein complex
Molecular function (GO): MHC class II protein complex binding
Source: RefSeq, a predicted model, not a curated record